This is a messenger RNA of Lepus europaeus (European hare), 1532 nucleotides long. Its product is annotated as putative neuroblastoma breakpoint family member 5. The coding region runs from base 201 to 1532 and encodes 443 amino acids. The transcript is spliced from 12 exons. The record is from RefSeq and is a predicted model, not a curated record. Lineage: Eukaryota; Metazoa; Chordata; Mammalia; Lagomorpha; Leporidae.
UUAUCCUUGUUUGUCCAGAGAAGAACUUCCCAGUGUUGUCGGGCUGUGGAUCAGGUGUUUCACAUCAGUAAGUGAAGCUUGACAGCUAUUGUCACCCCUCAAGCCUACCUGAAACUCUUGGAUGUCAUUUGUUUGACCCUCGCCUGCGUUUGGGUUUCCUCUCCCCAGUCCCUGUUGUGCUGCUGUGACACACCAUCAGCAUGGCAGGAUCCCACAGCCCUGCAUCAGAUCCCGUGGCAGAACUGAACGACCUCGAAUGCCAGCAGUUGCAAUCCCAGCUGGCAGAGAGCCAACAGGACUACUGGGAGCUCAAGGAGAAGUUUCUCGUAGCUGAGGCUACAAACUUUGCCCUGGCCAAGGAGCUGAAAAAAUACAAUUGUGAGAAGUUUAAAAACAUCAUUGAGUCCAUACUGACCAAGAAGCUCCACUUUGAGGAGCCGCUGGCAGAGAAGCCCACGGUCCCAGAGCUGCUCAGGCAUUGCCGUGGCAUCCUUGAAGAUCAGGAUCAAGAACUUUCCCAGUUGCGUCCCAAGGUCCAAAGGGGGAGAAAUCUAGCCCACAUCCUGCAGCAAUACCUGAAGGACGUGCGCACCCUGCAUGACCCUGAGACCUGCAAGGGGCAGGGCUUCCGACGACUACUCACCGAAGCUGUCCGGCUGUCAGCGUGCCUUGAGGACCUGCUUGGAGCAGAAAAUAUUGAAGAGGAGGAAACACCAGCACAAGGACCUGUUGCUGACAGGGAGCUCUUGGAAGUGGAUGAAAUGGAAACCGCACAAAGUUCACAGCAGGAAACAUCUACCACUGGUGCUGUUGACCACCUGCCGAGUGACUCCUGCCUGACUGGCCUGACUGAGAGCACUGACCAAUGGACUUGUGAUGCUGAGGACACCCACAGUGUGCUAGGUGUAGAUGGGGAACACGCCUGUUCGCACCAGAAAGAAGAACCUGUCACCGUUCUCCCAGAAAAUCAAUAUGACGAAGUGGAGGUACAAAUGCAAGACGUCACAUACACCUCCAGCAGGGAGCUCCCAGAGCAGCAAGAGCGGGAAGACCCAAAUGACGCGCUGGACGAGCGCUACCUCACUCCCUCGAUUUUUCCGGUCGUUUCUGAGCCUGACCAUUCCACGUGGAGCAGCUGGUGCUCCCUGGAGCAUCAGGACGUGCUCUCUGUUCCAGAUGCAGACCAAAAGGAAAAUGACAAUGAUGACGUGGAAGUGGAAACACAAGCCCUGUCACACUCCAGUCUCAUCAGGGAGAUUCCGGAGAUUGAAGAUCAAGAUGUCUCACAAGACUCUCACGAAAAUCAAUAUAAUGAAGUGAAGAUGCAAGAGCAAGAUGGCACAAACACUUCCAGUCUCAUCAGGGAGAUUCCAGAGAUUGAAGAUCAAGAUGUCUCACAAGACUCUCACGGUACGUGUUUGACUCCUGCACUACUUCUGGAAGCUUCUGACUGGUCCCAUUCUAGGAGCACCUGGUCCUCACUGGAGAAACAGCAUGUCUGCUCUGCUCUUGUUGUAGACAGGUCCCAGUGA